Molecule: messenger RNA, 1576 nt
Organism: Cydia splendana
Lineage: Eukaryota; Metazoa; Arthropoda; Insecta; Lepidoptera; Tortricidae
Exons: 4
Coding region: 301-1452 (383 amino acids)
Source: RefSeq, a predicted model, not a curated record
CGUAUGCGCUUCGUAAAUUAGUCGUUAUUUUAUGUUUUGAUAGUGGGAAGCGACAACUAUGCGCUCAUUUAUCUACACGAGUUUCAAUUGAACGAACAAGUUAGACUCGUUACACGGUUGUUUUAACGGUGUCCUACGCGAUGUGUGAAUAAAGUGAUAAUUAAAUAAGUGUACGAAGAAAUAUGUGUGGCAAAUUAUUGUUAACAAGCACGGUGAUGGAAAAUUGCGUUACGUGAUAAAUUCGUAUAAACAAACCGGUUUUCGGUAGUGUUUGCAGUGUGAAGUGAAUAUUUGUUUAUCAUGGCGUUUUCUCUAAAUAAGUUGAAGAACAUUUUGAACACAAAUCGGGACAGUCAGCUGGCUGGGAGCGGGAGUCUUGAGCCUGAAAUAGGGUUCAAAUUGGCACUUCACCCCGUCUCCAAGAACUUGUACGUGACGGUCAUCGGGGCCCGACACCUCCCGUCCUUGUUUGGGUUGAGCCGCGCACAUGGAUACCUUGUUAAGGUCAAAGUGUUCCCGGGUGAGAGCAAAUUUGAGACUACACUCCAGGAAAGUUCAUGGCCGGUCUGGAAUGAAGACUUCAAGUUCCAACUGAAACAGAAAGAUGUCAAAAAGCCAGAAAAACCCGAUCUUCAAGGACUAGUCGCCGGGCAUUUCCUGUCUCUCACAAUAUACGCGCUACUCGAGCCGCCUAAAACAGAAUCGGAGAGAAGAAAAAGUGCAAAAACGUUAGACAAUAAGAAGAACCCUAAAGUAGCAGACCAGGAAGAGCCAAAAGCGAAAACUGGGUUUUUUGAGAAGACAUUUGGUAGUUUCAAAUCGACUAAAGCCGAGGCGAUGGCGCAAAAAUCUGUUCUAGAGAAGAGAAGGACUGUCGGAGCAGCGACGUGGAAUUUCGAUUCGAAGCUGUUUCAGAAUGAUCUGAAGAAUGGUUUAAUUGGCACUCCGGAUAUUUGGAGGCCAAUAAAUGCGAUAGCGAGCGGUCUGGCCGCCGCCGACACGAGAAGAGAGAACAAGAAGGGUCAACUGGAAGUGACCCUGUUAUACACAACGAGCGAAGACGGCCUCAACGACGUCGUCACGCUCACUGUCAACAGGCUACGUUGCAGCGUGCUCACCAUGCAGGAACAAGAACAAUAUAAAGCCCCGCUGUAUUUGAAAGCGACAAUAUUGGAAGCCAACAAAGCGGAAUGUUAUUGGAAAAGUGACAGAUUCGUUCCCACUAUAUCGGCGAGGUGGGACCCGAAGUCUGCGACGGUAAAGCUGUCGGUGUUCAGAGCCAGUUUGAGCAAAGUCAGCAUUUAUAUAAGCCUCGGUUGCAAGACCAAGAUGGCGAAGAAGGAAAUACUCGGUAAAGCGAGCAUCGACGAGAAGUCAGUUAACGCUGAGGCGUGGAAUGAAUGUUUGCGGCAACCCGGCAUACCUAAAACAUUUUGGGUUAACUUUGAGUGAUUAAGGAACAAAAUUUUCACCUUUUAUUAAAAUCAAAUAUCCGUCCUUUAACCUCUUGUGGUAAUGCGUGGUUGUAUUUUGACUGACGAGUAAAAAGGGAGUAUAACAUGUAUUAUAUGCAACU